AUGCUCGUUUGCCUAGCAACAACUCGAAUUUUUGGGACACAUUGUAUAUGCCAUUGGAGUAGCUCUAGACCCUUCAAAGAUACAGGCGAUGGUGGCUUGGCCCGUCCCUACCACAACUCAGUCCUUACGGGGAUUUUUGGGUUUGAUCGGAUUUUAUUGCAAGUUAUUCAAGGAUAUGCUUCCAUAGUAGCGCCAUUGACGUCCCUGCUUCAGAAGGAUAAUUUCCAUUGGGGAGUUGAGGCUCAAACUGCUUUUGAUAACCUCAAACAAGCUAUGACACAAGCCCCAGUACUAGCCUUGUCGGACUUCUCUACACCCUUCAUGCUAGAAACAAAUGCUUUAUGUCUAGCCAUGGGUGUUGUUCUUAUGCAAUAUGGCCACCCACUAGCCUUUUUCAACAAAGCUUUCUGCCCUUGCUUACAACGUUCUUCUACAUUCAUUCUCACAAUACCUAAUUUCACCUUCCAUGAUGCAUUGCACAGACAUUUCCUCACCAAUGAUUCAUUCCAGGAAAAGGUUCAACAGGUCACCUUGGAACCGAAUUCACAUCCCGAUUUCAAGAUUCACAAUGGGUCAUUAUUCUUCCAAAACAAGAUAUGGCUUAACACAGAGAACCUAUUUCUUUCAUCGUUGAUGGAGGAGUUUCAUUCAACCCCUCUUGGUGGCCACCUAGGUUUCGCCAAAACCCUUCAUCGUCUUCAAGCAAACAUCUAUUGGCCCAACAUGCGCAAGGACAUGAGGCAAUUUGUUCGCAAAUGUUCUACUUGCCAACAAGUUAAGUAUGAACCCAAGCGGCCUGCAGGUUUACUCCCACCACUACCAAUACUAUCCUCUCCUUGGAAGGAGCUAUCACUAGACUUCAUCAUUGGUCUUCCUCCUUCGCAGGGCUACACUACCAUUCUUGUAGUAGUUGACCGUUUCACGAAGGGAGCUCACUUUGGGGCCCUAGCUUCACACUACACAACUCAUAAAGUAGCUUUUCUUUUCCAAGAUAUGGUCGGCAUUACUACCUUCGAAGACACUUAUAGGAAGCCCCAUCCUUCUAUUUCCACUUAUUUGCUAAGCUCAUCUAAUGUGGAAGUAGUCGAUCACCUUCUCUCUAUAAGACAGGAUCUUUGGGCUUCUUUGACCACUCGUCUUCAAAAAAUGCAACUCGCCAUGAAGACUCAGGCAAACAGUAAACAACGUGAUGUAUCAUACAAGGUUGGUGACUGGGCUAUGGGGAAAAUCGUGCAACUUGCAGAAAAUGUCAAGGAAAAGCAACCUAUGUUGUAUAAUGUGGAGGAAGGGCACCGAAGUGAACCCCUUUAG
Glycine soja is the source of this 1311-nucleotide messenger RNA. RefSeq lists its product as uncharacterized. NCBI's taxonomy places the organism in Eukaryota, Viridiplantae, Streptophyta, Magnoliopsida, Fabales, Fabaceae. Bases 1 to 1311 code for a protein of 436 amino acids. The transcript is spliced from 3 exons. The record is from RefSeq and is a predicted model, not a curated record. Gene Ontology annotation, molecular function: nucleic acid binding.